AUGUCAGGAGCUUCUGUGGCUUUGUUGGGUCUGGCCGCUGUGCUGCUUCAGAUUUCCCGGGCAUUGCCACCGCCAGCUGCCCAAGCCCACUUCCUUCGGGCGCAGCAACUGGAAGAGAGCGGCGAUUUACAAGGUGCCUCUGACAGCUUUCAAAAGGCAAUCGGUGUGUACCCAGACUACGCAGACGCCUUCCGAGCGCGUGGCAAGGUGUUGGAGAAGCUGUCAGACUUGGAGGGUGCGAAGCACCACUACCUCGAAGCUACAAGGUUGGCUCCAGAGACGGCUGCAAAUCACUUCAGCCUCGGCCUGGCUUGUGAGCAGCUAAAUGACCUAAGCCAAGCAGCACAAAGCUACAGCCUGGCCAUCAAGCUGGAUCCAAUGAUGUCAGCGGCUCAUUACAGCCUUGGUAUCGUGUUGGAGCGGGAAGGCGCACUAGAAUCUGCACUUCCGAGCUACCGAGAAGCUGUUCGCUUAAAUCCAAACCACCUGGCUUCCACAUUGAGUUUGGGCGAUGCCCUGAAGCGAAAUGCCGACUUCAAGGAAGCAGAAGUGGUCUUUCGGUCGGCUCUGAGCAUGCCCGCAACGAUCACAACGCCCAAUGCCAAGCCGCAUCUCCGGUUGGCCAGCCUGCUGCAGCAGCAGCAACGCUUGGAGGAAGCAGCCGUUUCUUUCCGAAAUGGACUUGAAGUUUCGCCGAGCAAUGCUCCUGCCCAGUUCAGCCUCGGCCUUGUGGAGGAAGCUCGAGGCAACUGGUCGGGCGCGAAAGCAGAGUACGAGAAAGCUGUUCGUCUGGCUCCGGGGCACGUCCCUGUGCAAAGAUACUUUGCCAAGUUUUUGCGCAAGCAUGGCGAUCUCUCCAAGGCUGCAGAAAGUCUGCAGGGCAUCCUCGACAUCGACCCUACAGACAAGGUCCUUCACGUGGAGCUAGCUGAGGUCAUGGCGCAAUUUGGCGACCUAAGUCGCGCAGAGACCAGCUACCAGAAUGCUCUUGCCCUAGAUCCGCGCCUACAAUCUGCGCAUACAAAGCUUGGAAUCUUACAGCGGCAGCUGGGAAAGCUUGAUGACGCAAGGACAUCGCUGGAGACUGCGCUGGUGUUGAAUCCAAGGGAUGCAGAGACUGCAGAGACUGCAGAGAUAUGCACUCAGCUGGGAGUCGUUCACAAGAUGAGGGGCGACCUGCGAAGCGCUGCUGCAAGGUACCAGCAAGCCAUCGAUGCGGAUCCGAGCCAUGCCGCAGCUCAUGGAAACCUGGGUAUCGUUCGAAUGCUUCAGGAAAACUGGGAGGAUGCUGAGGAAAGCUUUUGGGAAGCCUUAAGACUGGAUCCGGAUUAUGAUGGGGCUUACUACAGCCUAAGUGGAGUGCUCAGCCUGCGAGGUAAGGUUGAUGAGGCUAAAGCCUUGGUGCGACGACGUAUAGAGUUGGCAACGGAAAAAGGGAUAUGGCCCUUCCGACUAUCGAUGACACAGUUGGACAGCAACCGACUCCUCGAGAACAGGCUCCGGCAAGAGGAGGAGUAUGCCAAGAAGUAUGCAGCAGCUCUUGGCUCCAAUGCAGACAGUGGACACAGUGAGGAUCCCAUCGCAAGGCUCUCAAAUGCUAUCGAGGCUCCACCAGGCUUGCACCAGUUGACUCAUGUCAUUCGAGGAGUCCGAAGUAUGGAGAAUUCGUCUGACUGGGCUCUGCGGCGGUGGGAGGAGUGCCUGGAGCUGGGAUCCGGAAGUGUGGCCUGCGCCUAUGGCACCACGUGGUUUGAAACCUGGCUUCAGGUCAUGGCUGACAGCUCACUGAGCCAGAAAAUGCCGCACUACUUGGAGAAAGGCUUGCGGUACACAGUAGGAGGAAGUGCCAUUGGCUACCAAUGUCUCUUUGCAGCCACAGCCUUGGGCUUCAACUGUACUGGAUACGAGCUUUUGCAGUGCUUGGUUGCUGAUUCCGAGAGUCUGGCAGCAGAUCUCAAGAGCAGUGUCCCCGUCGACGUCGAGUUUGUCUGCGGAGAUGCCACCAACGCAGACUUGUCAACCACGGGGGUGCUGUGGCUCAAUGAUGCCCUCUGGCCAGCAGAGGUGCGAUUGAAAAUGCUGCUCAAGGCAGUUUCUGUGAUGCCUCCAGGAUCAACUGUGAUAAGCUAUCAGCCGAAACCAGACGACCAACAGCAAAAGCAGCUCUCGCAGCUGCGGGAUGAGAGAAUGAUGACAGCGAGCGUGUCUUGGAACCCUGCACAACACUUCUUCUUGUGGACCAUCACACCCUGA
Molecule: messenger RNA, 2253 nt
Organism: Symbiodinium natans
Lineage: Eukaryota; Dinophyceae; Suessiales; Symbiodiniaceae
Source: the annotation of a GenBank genome assembly